Messenger RNA from Bufo gargarizans (Asiatic toad), 2805 nucleotides. It is a transcript of the gene ACSS3, whose product is annotated as acyl-CoA synthetase short chain family member 3. The record is from RefSeq and is a predicted model, not a curated record. Lineage: Eukaryota; Metazoa; Chordata; Amphibia; Anura; Bufonidae. The coding region runs from base 332 to 2446 and encodes 704 amino acids. The transcript is spliced from 18 exons.
CAGCACAUGUCAAACUAAGGAGAACAGUGAGAAGAUGUUAAACUUUCUAUCGCCCUCUCCUCGUGACAAACACUCCCCCUGACAACUGAAUAAGGAGGUGGGACGUCUAUAGAAAAGCAACUAUUCACUGGCCAACUCCAUUCUGCUCCCAGGAAUCUUACUUGCGAAGAAAACCUGUGGAGGAUUCCAAGAAGCCUCUUCCCGGGGCGUAGACGUCAGUGCUGAACCUGUCUGCAGGGAGUGACUAUCCAGGGCUGGUUUUCUCACAGUCCCUGCCCGCUCACUAAGUACACACAUCUCCUGCCAGAAAAGUCAACUGCAACUUAAGAGAAUGUACUGUGGUCUAAAAUGGGUCUCAAAGCACGUUCUCCAACAGGGUGGACUGAAGGCUGGGUGUCCCAGUAUACCAUGCCUACAUGCUGCAAAAAGGACAGGACUUAAGGGACAAAUCUGGUGGCAAAGGAACUCAUCUCAAAGUUGUUGGAGGAUCAGGACACAACCAACCUGUUCUGUCGGACACUGCAAACACCUCAGCAGAGCUUACACUUCUGUGUGUCUGGAAGGCUAUGACCAGGUAUUCAACUCUUCAGUGCAAAACCCCCAAAGAGUAUGGGGGCGGGCAGCCGAAAAUAUUGCGUGGUUUAAGCCAUGGACUAAGAUUGUGGACAACUCCAAUCCUCCCCUCACAGAAUGGUUCGUUGGCGGAGAACUUAAUAUUUGUUACAAUGCUCUUGACCGUCACAUUGAAAAUGGAAGAGGGAAUCAAUUUGCAGUUAUCCAUGAUAGUCCUGUUACCGGCACCAAGCAAGCUAUCACUUACCAAGAGAUCUAUGAACAGGUGUCCAGGCUAGCUGGUGUUAUGACAAAAUAUGGAAUCAAAACCGGGGACAGAGUUGUCAUAUAUAUGCCAAUGAUACCCCAGGCAAUGUAUGCAAUGCUGGCAUGUGCUAGAAUUGGUGCUAUACAUAGUUUGAUAUUUGGAGGGUUUGCACCCAAGGAGUUAGCCGUGCGCAUUGAUCAUGCAAAGCCAAAACUAAUUGUUACUGCAUCAUUUGGCAUUGAGCCUGGCAGAAGAGUCGAAUACAUCCCUCUUGUGGAAAAAGCACUUGAGAUGGUACAGCACAAGCCUGAAAAAGUAUUGGUCUACAGCCGACCAAACAUGGAACAAGUGGCUCUCACUCCUGAACGUGAUCUUGAUUGGACAGAGGAAAUUGGAAAAGCUCAUCCCCAUGAUUGUAUUCCUGUUCCAGCGAGUCACCCUUUGUAUGUUCUGUAUACAUCAGGCACAACAGGACUGCCAAAGGGUGUUGUAAGAAGUACAGCCGGCUAUGCGGUGAUGUUGAACUGGACAAUGUCUGCUGUCUAUGGAAUGAAACCGGGUGAGGUAUGGUGGGCAGCCUCUGAUUUAGGCUGGGUUGUCGGACACUCAUAUAUUUGCUAUGGACCGUUAAUGCAUGGCAACACAUCUGUGUUGUAUGAGGGAAAGCCAGUGGGAACCCCAGAUGCAUCGGCAUAUUUCCGUGUGCUGUCUGAGCAUGGAGUAGCUGCCAUGUUUACUGCUCCAACUGCAAUUCGAGCCAUUCGUCAGCAAGACCCAGAAGCUGCCUUAGGAAAGCAAUAUUCAUUGUCGAAAUUCCGGACUCUGUUUGUUGCUGGAGAACGUUGUGACGUAGAAACAUUACAAUGGGCUAAAAGAAUUUUCAAAGUUCCUGUGCUGGAUCACUGGUGGCAAACUGAAACAGGAUCCCCUAUUACAUCAACAUGUAUUGGUCUGGGAAAUUCAUUGACACCACCUCCAGGGCAAGCCGGGAAGCCUGUUCCAGGGUACAAUGUUAAAAUAGUGGACAACCACAUGCAAGAAGUGAAGUCAAACACCCUGGGGAAUAUUGUAGUCAAGUUACCUUUGCCUCCAGGGGCAUUUUCAACACUUUGGAAAAAUGAAGAAAUGUUUAAAAGUCUCUAUUUUGAGAAAUUUCCAGGAUAUUAUGACACUAUGGAUGCAGGGUACAUGGAUGAAGAUGGAUACGUGUAUGUAUUGUCAAGGGUUGAUGAUGUCAUCAAUGUUGCAGGACAUAGGUUAUCUGCAGGAGCCAUUGAAGAGUCUGUUCUACUACAUAAGUCGGUAGCAGACUGUGCCGUAGUUGGCUUGGAAGAUCCUUUGAAAGGACAUAUUCCACUGGCACUGUGUGUACUACAAAAUGAUGUAGAAAAAUCAGAAGACAAAAUAUCCGAAGAAAUAGUGUUGCUAGUUAGAGAACAUAUUGGGCCAGUUGCAGCAUUCCGGAAAGUGAUCAUUGUAAAGCAGCUACCCAAAACACGUUCUGGCAAGAUUCCUCGUUCUACUCUCUCUUCACUAGCUAAUGGCAAACCAUACAAGAUUGGCUCAACCAUAGAGGAUGCUAGUGUGUUCAAAGAUAUUGAAGAAGCUAUACAAGCAGGACUGUGAAUCUUGGAGAGACAUUUGUGGUCCAAACCUCUUUAGUGCAAAGAAGUAACUAUAACAGCUUAAUAAAGCUAGGAAAUUAAAGGGGUUUUCUGGGACUUCUCUAUUGAUGGCCUAUCCAUAGGACAGGUCAUGAAUAUCAAGUUCUGUAUCCUGGCUGGUGUGACUCCUGGCACUCCCACCUAUCAGCUAUUCUACAGUAGCUCUGGUGCCAGAAACAGGCAUCAAAACUACACAGCUGCAUUCACUUCAAUAGGGCUGAGCCCGGUACCAAGCACUGCUGCUAUACAAUGUAUGGUGCUGUGCUUGGUAAACCGCGCCAGUGCCUUCUCAAAUAGCUGAUUGGCGAGGGCCCCAGGACC